GAUGAAACGCUGGCCGUACCUCGCGCUCUUCUUCGCCAACGCGGUCGUGGCCGCGCUGCUGGCGACCUAUGGACAAGACCUGCUGGAGCUGUCGCCAGCGAUCGGCCGCUGCGAUCUGCACGCGAACGCCCACUGCCUCGGCCAGCAAACCAUCUACCGCGCAAGUGCGACGAUCUCGGCCUUCUUCCUUCUGCUCAUGCUGCUGAGUGCGCUCUACGAGCGCCGCGCGUUUCGGAGCCGCCUCGUGCUGGGCUGCCAACUGCCCAUGUACCUCGGCGCUCUCACCGGCGCCUUCUUCCUGCCCAACGAGGUCUUUGACGCCUACGCCUACCUUGCGGCCGUGCUCUCGGGCAUCUUUAUCCUCAUGCAAAUCGUGAUCCUCCUCGACUGCGUCUACCACGUGCGGGACAGCCUCCUCGACCGGCUGCAGGACCCCAAAGCGCCCCGAUCGUGUCUCUGGCCGUGUGUCUACCUCGGACUCUCGCUCACAGGCCUGGGCUUGGCCGCGCUUGGUCUCGUCGUUCUGUUUUAUUAUUACGCCGCGUCGCCUCUCGGACUCGGCUUUCUCAUCGUGACUUGUGUGUCGAUUCUGGUCGUUGUGCCUCUCAGCGUGGCGGAUCGGGUUGGCGCGGGUCUCUUACCGCCAGCUGCCAUCGCGCUCUACCUCGUGUACCUCCUCUGGCAGGCACUGCUCAUGCUCCCCGACUUUGAACCUGCCUUUCUCCAAGGCGAGAGCCGAGCCAGCAGUAUCUCGAUUCCAAGCACCAUCAUUGCAGCACUGACCGUCUCUUACACCGGGUGGCGAACGUCCUGCGCUGCGUCGUCCCUCUUCCGCUUGGAACUCCCCGAAGCCCAAACAGAGACCGCGCUGGAUGCCGAAGCCGGCCGCAAUGUCGUCGACAUUGAACCGCAGAUCGUCGCGCCGAGCUGGCAGUUCCACUGCAUCCUGCUCUUCAGCGGUCUCUACAUGGCCAUGGCGCUCACCAACUGGGGCGUCGGCGCAGGAAAGAGUGACACGCAGCGCGUGAGCAUGUGGGUACAAAUUGCGUCGCAGUGGGCGACGACGCUGCUUUUUACGUGGACGCUCAUCGCACCGGUCGUGCUUCCCGAUCGCGAUUUCUCCUAGUAACUCGAUCAACAUGUUG
Messenger RNA from Saprolegnia parasitica CBS 223.65, 1145 nucleotides. RefSeq lists its product as hypothetical. The transcript is spliced from 11 exons. Gene Ontology annotation, cellular component: membrane. The annotation marks the transcript as partial. Lineage: Eukaryota; Oomycota; Saprolegniomycetes; Saprolegniales; Saprolegniaceae. The record is from RefSeq and is a predicted model, not a curated record.